AUGAGCUACAACACGCUGGGGCGUCCCAUCAGCAGCCGUCCCACCAUCGUGCCUUCUACCAUCAAAACGGAUCCCAGCAUCUCCCAGAGCUCUCACAUGUCAACCAGGCCUCUCGACAGAACAGGACCCACCUCUCCACAUUACCUAGUAAUUCCCCUCAACAAGCCGGUGGGUCCCCGAGUGAAUCUCACCCUCGUGGUGAGUCUCAACACCGCGGUGGGUCCCGUGGUGGAUCUCACCCCCAUGGGGAGUCUCAGCACCAUGGUGGAUCCCAUGGCGGACCUCACCCCCGUGGGGAGUCUCAGCACCGUGGUGGGUCCCGUGGUGGACCACACGGCCACGGUGAGUCUCACCACCGCGGUGGGUCCCAUGGUGGACCUCACGGCCGCGGUGAGUCUCACCCCCGUGGUGGGUCCCGUGGUGGACCUCACCCUCGUGGUGGGUCCCAUGGUGGGCCUCACCCCCAGGCUGAGUCACUCCACCCUGGUGGGCCCCGUCGUGCACACCAGCCCCAGGCUGAGUCACUUCACCCCGGGGCAACCUCAGCAUGGUCUUCAUGCUGCUACCCCAUCUGGCAGGCCUCACCACAGAAAGCAGUCUUUUUUGGGAGACACCCUCCCCACCCACUCCCUUGAGGAGCCCUAUCAGGAAGGACCUUCCUUCCAAGAUGAUGCCUAUUAUGAAAGCCAUCAACCUAGCCAUCGCCACGGCGAGCGUCCUCACCGCCGAGACCACUACAGACAUGGCGAACGUCCCCACCACAGGGAGCAUUUCGCCCCUAACGAUCAGAGCCCCUCACAACUCUCUGUCCCAUUCAAGUCCCAAACGACACUUGGCGCCUCCUCUUCUCGUCUGGGAGGCAAAAGCUCAAGCUACCUCGGACCUCGAUCUUAUACCUCCCGUAUUUCCAGCAAAAUUUAUCCCGAGGACUCGAAAGAAUCAGGCUCUUGGAAUGAAGAGGAGCAAACUCAUAAGCGCAAAAGUGAGUCUUCCCUAGGCCCCCAUCCCAGAUUCCAACUUCCCCACUCAGAUUCACGAGCCCAGAGGGGCCACAGGAAGCUGCACUCUGGGAACAUUUUCCAGUUGAUGAUGGACAAGAUUAACUUCCUCAUUUGGGGUCUCCGGGAAAUGAUGAUGUCACUGACCGAGUCCCUGUUCUUUGAGACCUUUAUCUUCAUCAUAGUCUGCCUCAACACAAUUGUCCUUGUGGCCCAGACAUUCACUGAGCUAGAGAUUCGAGGUGAAUGGUACUUCAUGGUCUUGGACUCCAUUUUCCUCGCCAUCUACAUCCUGGAAGCCUUGCUCAAGCUCAUUGCCCUGGGCAUGGAGUAUUUUUAUGACCCAUGGAACAAUCUGGACUUCUUCAUCAUGGUCAUGGCCGUGCUGGACUUCGCGCUGCUCCAGACCAAUUCCCUCUCCUAUUCAUUCUACAAUCACAGCCUGUUCCGGAUCCUCAAGGUCUUCAAGAGCAUGCGGGCCCUGAGGGCCAUCCGGGUCCUCCGCAGGCUCAGCAUCCUGACCAGCCUCCAUGAAGUGACUGGGACUCUGAGAGGAUCGCUGAUGUCCAUCACAGCCAUCCUCUUCCUUAUGUUCACCUGUCUCUUCCUCUUCUCUGUGGUGCUCCGGGCACUGUUCGGGAAAUCAGACCCCAAGCGCUUCCAGAACAUCUUCACCACCCUCUUCACCCUCUUCACCAUGCUCACCUUGGAUGACUGGUCCCUCAUCUAUAUGGACAACAGGGCUGAGGGGGCCUGGUACAUCAUCCCCAUCCUCAUGAUUUACAUCGUCAUCCAGUACUUCAUCUUCCUCAAUCUGGUGAUUGCUGUCCUGGUAGAUAGCUUCCAGAUGGCGCUGCUCAAAGGCCUAGAGAAAGUGAAGAUGGAGAAAGCUGCCCGGAUCCAUGAGAAGUUGCUGGACGAUUCUCUGACAGAUCUCAACCAAGCCCUGUCUCUGCAUGCAGACCCUGAGGCCAAAUUGAGUGAGGGCACCUUGAAGAUGCAGCUCAUUGAGAAGAUGUUUGGCACCAUGACAGAGAGCCAGCGGGAGAAGCACUUCCAGUACCUGCAGUUGGUGGCAGCAGUGGAGCAGCAUCAACAAAAGUUUCGUUCCCAAGCAUCUGUCAUCGAUGAAAUUGUGGACACUACAUUUGAGGCUGCAGAAGAUGAAUUUGGGAAGUGA
Molecule: messenger RNA, 2178 nt
Organism: Acomys russatus (golden spiny mouse)
Lineage: Eukaryota; Metazoa; Chordata; Mammalia; Rodentia; Muridae
Gene: Catsper1
Product: cation channel sperm associated 1
Exons: 13
Coding region: 1-2178 (725 amino acids)
Biological process (GO): flagellated sperm motility; regulation of cilium beat frequency involved in ciliary motility; transmembrane transport
Cellular component (GO): CatSper complex; membrane
Molecular function (GO): calcium-activated cation channel activity; voltage-gated calcium channel activity
Source: RefSeq, a predicted model, not a curated record